Molecule: messenger RNA, 2166 nt
Organism: Acanthosepion pharaonis
Lineage: Eukaryota; Metazoa; Mollusca; Cephalopoda; Sepiida; Sepiidae
Source: the annotation of a GenBank genome assembly
AUGAAUGUACCUCUGUAUGUAAUCAGGAAUGACAAUGAGGGGAAUCCCAUACUGAUCAAUAAAGCUGAAAAUCACAACAGGAAUUCUGCUCUAUAUCAUAACAUCAUGAAAAAAUCAGCUUUUCUCCUCAAAGGAAUAGAAAACAAACCUGAAAACUUCCAUGUAACAGGAAUAAUCAGAAUGAAUGCAGAAAUGUUUGAGUUGAAGAAAUCCAAUGAAGACACAGCAGGAAAAUCAGUUAAGAAAAGAAAAAUGGGAAAUUAUGUUUUCUUAAAAAUGACAGACUAUUAUGCUAUUGAAUUGAUACAACUGAAUGAGUUAAAAAAUCAUUUCAUAUUUGCUCCUGAUUCUAAAUUAAAUGAAAGACCCAACAGAAGAAGGGUUCAACGAGAGGUCCCUGAACAUAAUCAACUCAUAGAUUUCAGCUAUGAUAUACUUAUUUAUAUAGAUUUUAAUGAAUAUUUAAGAAUAAAAGAAUAUAUGGAUCGGAAAAAUACUCUACAUCCCUAUGAAGAAGAUGCAAAGAUAUGUGAUUUCUACCUCCUUGUAAUCAACACUUUAAAUUUGAUAUUUCAACACAUGGAAAAUUUCAGUUACAAGCUCAGAAUCUAUCUCAAGUCAAUUAUUAUUCUUGAUACUCCUGAAAAAAAUGAUUUUAUUACACAGAUCCCAUCUUAUGUAAAUGGUUCUGUGAAUGCAGAGGACUUGCUCAGUAACUUUUCAAAUUUUGAUUUUGGAAAUAUCGAAUAUGACCAUGCAGUGUUAUUUGUUGGGCUUGACCUUUAUGCUGUAAUCCAAAAUCAAAUUCAAAUAAGUGUUGCAGGUAUUUCCUAUGUAGGAGCAUUAUGCACAAAAUAUUCUCUUUCCAUUGUUGGGUCAAAAUUUGGUUUUUCAGUCAUCCAUAUUAUGAUGCAUGAAAUUGCACAUAGUCUUGGAAGUCAACAUGAUGGUACAAAUAACAACUGUAGCAAAGAAAGCCAUUACAUCAUGUCCCAGAGCAGACAGGUUCAACCCAAUACCACCAAUCCCUGGUAUUUCUCAUCAUGUUCAAUUAAACAAAUUGAGGAGCAUUUGGAUGACAUCAUUGAACAAGGAAGUAAUUGUGGUGAACAAACAUCAAUGGACUGCUGUAACAAUAAUACAGCUGAAAUAACUGAACAUGUUUAUAGUUUGGAUGAACAAUGUCAGAUUGCUUUUGGGAAUACAAGCUAUAUAUACAGGCAUAACAUUUAUAGUCAAGAUGUCUGCAAAUUUAUAUUGUGUGUCAUACCAAUAAAUGGAUCUACAAAUGCCGAAGUGAAGCCUCAAAUCUCUGCUCCGGGCACAGUAUGUAGCUCACAAAAGCAGUGUGAACAGGGUGAUUGUAUUUAUUCAAGUAAGGCCCCAAAUAUAUCAUUACCUUGUUUAUUUGGUGACAAACCAAGACCGAUCCCAAGCCGCAAUUGCUCUCAACUUAUCGAAAUGAUUCCCCAAAUAUGUGGCAUGGAUUAUUUUCAGGAAGCAUGUGUCUGUUCAUGUUCCAAACACCUAACAAAAGAUAUGUGCUGUCCCUAUGGACCAGAGACAUUCACGUGUUUAACCUCUUGGUGCAGCAACAAAUCAUACGAUGGUUUUUGUUGUCAGACUUGUCCAGCUUACUCUAACUGCUCUUUGGGUUAUUCCCGCCGGAAACGGUCAAACUAUUUCAAUACUGCAAUGCAAAAGAAAGCUAAAUUAUUUCUGAAAUCUUACCUGAAUUUACUCACCAUGAAGCAAAAUCAGGAGGUUGAUAACUAUGCACUGGAAGAGAGACAAAGAGAUCUCACCAAAUGCCCACUGAUGACUACAGGCCUGUUCAAGUACUGCAACGAACUAGUGCUCACAAAAAGCAACAGUGCUUGUUAUAAUGAAUUUAUCUCACAAAUAUGCUGCCAGGCUUGUAUCUUAGUCAUGGACAAAAAAUCACCAGGUUGUGAAUAUGGAGACAGUGAUGAAGAGUCCUGCUCACAAUGGGCAAAAGAAGGUCAACUAGCAAGUCGCUGCUUCACUAAUAAACAAGUGCAUGAAAAAAUUUGCUGCAAGUCAUGUCGGUUACUUGUGUCAACAAUGUAUUCAGGAUCAAAAAAAAAUCCCAUAAGUUUCCCUCUCAUAAUGAUGGUCCUUUAUGCAUGUUUGGUCAAAAUUUAG